Messenger RNA from Prunus armeniaca (apricot), 768 nucleotides. The record is from the annotation of a GenBank genome assembly. Lineage: Eukaryota; Viridiplantae; Streptophyta; Magnoliopsida; Rosales; Rosaceae.
AUGGAGGAGCUGCCACCAGGUUAUCGCUUCUACCCAACAGAAGAAGAACUGGUCUCCUUCUACCUCCUUAACAAACUCGAAGGGAAGCGAGACGAUACUCGUCGAGUAAUCCCAGUCGUAGACAUUUACAGCAAAGAGCCAUGGGACCUUCCAAAGUUUUCAGGGGAGUUGUGUCAUGGAGACACAGAGCAAUGGUUUUUCUUCACACCAAGACAACAAAGAGAAGCCCAAGGAGGAAGGCCCAACAGGACCACAGCUUCUGGGUACUGGAAGGCCACGGGCUCUCCUGGGUAUGUUUACUCCUCAGACAAUAAGGUCAUUGGAAUGAAGAAAACCAUGGUUUUCUAUGAAGGCAAAGCUCCAACUGGACGGAAAACCAAAUGGAAGAUGAACGAGUACAGAGCCAUUGAAGCAGAUAACCCAACUACCACUACCACUACCACUAGUGUCCCCAAGUACUUGAGGAAUGAAUUCAGAUUGUGCCGGGUGUACGUGGUAUCUGGGAGUUGUCGAGCAUUUGACAGACGACCAUUAGAAGGAGGUGGAGAGACGAAGCAUCAAUUGAGUGAGUCUAUGGGUGGAACCAGCACCUUUUCUCUGAAGGCUCCAGUGGUGGAGAAAGCAAGCUCAUCGGAUGAAACUUAUUCAUAUUCAGGAGAGCUUGCUGAUCUCCCAGAGACGUCUGCAGGGAUUAAUAGUACUGAUUGGGAGAUUAUUGAAGGUCUUGAACAACCUCUAUGGGAAUGGGAACAAUUAAAUUUGCUUUAA